This is a messenger RNA of Toxotes jaculatrix (banded archerfish), 1206 nucleotides long. RefSeq names its product cell migration-inducing and hyaluronan-binding protein (gene muc5.7). The coding region runs from base 48 to 770 and encodes 240 amino acids. The record is from RefSeq and is a predicted model, not a curated record. The transcript has 6 exons. Lineage: Eukaryota; Metazoa; Chordata; Actinopteri; Toxotidae.
ACUUGAGAAGGAAGCACCAGACAAGGAUCUGCUCCAGUCCGGUUGACAUGGAGGCUGAGACCGUUUCUGGGAUCAAGUCGGAGAACACCAGGAACACCUUCCACACGUUUGGUGCAUCAGAGGGCCUUUUAUGCCUCAACUCAGAACAGACACGGACACAGUGUGAAGAUUACAAGGUCAUGUUCACAUGCACUGGACAGUUCUGCUCAGAGUGCAGGACUCGCUGGUUUGAUCAUGAUGACCCAACAGGGAACGGAGACUAUGAGGUCCUUAGUGACCUCCUCAGCAUUUACCCCAGAGAAAUCUGCCCCCGGCCAAUAGCCAUCGAGGUCCAGACCAUCUCCGGGGAGCCUUCCUCCAACACGUCUGAUACUUUUUUAAACUAUGAUGUUACUUUUGGGUUUGCAUGCAUCAAUGAAAAACAGAAGAGUAAGCAAUGUGAGGAUUAUCAAGUGGUACUGACCUGUCCCUCAGACUUCUGUCAGGGUUGCAGGACACGCUGGUUCGACCUGGACAAUCCCACAGGGAAAGGAGACUAUGAGACCCUCCUCCAGCUACAGAUGCUAUAUCCCAGUCAGGUCUGCACCCAGCCCGUUGCCAUCGAAGCCAUGACACUGUCUGGUGUCCCUGCGCACAAGACGGGUGACGUCUUUCAAGUAUAUGACGCUACUCAUGGCUUUGCCUGUGUGAAUGACGAGCAGCCAGGUGGAAAACGCUGUCAAGACUACAAGGUCCGAUUCACCUGCCCACUGACUUUCUGCACAGCAUGAAUAAUGAGUAGUCAACAGUUGCCUGUCAGUGGAGGAUGUGUAGUAACUGCUAAGACAAGUUUUACAGUUUUGUCUUAUUCCCAGUCAUUCACAAUAUCUUAUCAGGACCUAGAGAAAAUAGCCAUUUUUGUUUUGUUUUUUUAAAAUAUAUGCAUGAUGUUGUAAAAAGGAAAAAAAUAUAAGUGACAGAUCUUUUGGUUAUAUCAGCCUUUGCAUACAGGUGGAUAAGAUGGUACUGAGAAACCAUUUCAUUACAGUUACAGCUGCAUCAUGCAUUUUUAUGAUAUGCGCAUGAAAAUUGCAUAUGUAAGUAAAUUUCCAGAGCCAGGCUCCGCAGAGCAGGACUGUCAAUCAAUAAAACCUGAAUUUUAGCAGUUAACAAGUUAACACUUCAUGAUUACAACAACAGUAAGUUAAUGUGAUUACUGUAAGCACC